Symbiodinium sp. CCMP2592 is the source of this 660-nucleotide messenger RNA. NCBI's taxonomy places the organism in Eukaryota, Dinophyceae, Suessiales, Symbiodiniaceae. The record is from the annotation of a GenBank genome assembly.
AUGGCUGUUCUGAAGAAGCUACUGAAUGCUGACAUGAUUGGGAAGCUGGUGGAGCACCCAGAACAGCUGGACAUGCCUGAGCUGAUAGAGCUGUCACGUAACUUCUUCAAGAUGCAGGCGGUGGUGGGCGGCUUGGCCUUCCUGUAUGGCGCCUGCCAUAGCUCGAUGGGCCUGACGACAGUGGGUAACUUCCUGAUGCCCUUGCUCGGCAUCUACAGCACGCGUGAUGACAACCCCGACAACUACAAGUGCUUGCGGCUCUGUGCCAUGUACUGGAUCCUUGGGGCAAUCUUUUCCUUCUUCGAAGCCUUCCUGGGCUUCGAUUUGCACAAGGUGACCAUUGGCACUUUGAAGACCACCGUCUACGGCGUGCAGUGGCUGGUGCUGGCCCGCUUGUGGAGGUGGCUGCAAGUGCGGUACGUCGGAACUGUGAAGUUUUAUCUGAACGUGGUCAUCAAGAACAAGAAGGAGGUGGUGCGGAGCCAGGCGCGGGAGCGCUCCCGCGUGGCCGGCAAGAUUCUGGGAAAGAUCGCGAAUCAUUUCUUGACCGACGACGCCUUCUCGGAGAAGUUGGCCGGAAACCUGGAGAAGAGCAUGCCGAAGAGGCGCGCUCUGUUUUCUCUCUGUGGUUUCAAAGGAUUUUUUUUAAAGGGUGUGUAA